AAAGAAGGUAUAACAUCUUGUUUCGAUAAUUUUUUAGUAUAAAAUAUGGAUUCCUUGGACCUCUUAGCAAGAGAAGAUGAAUUUAAGAAGUUGAAUAAACAACUAGAAAAGAAAACUGAGAGUUUAAUGAGGGAAAUCGAACAUGUAAUGCAAAAGCAAGAUUUCUUUGCUGAUUUCUCCCAAAGCCUUACAUUUGGUUCGAGGCCAACCACAAAAAAACAUUGUCAUGAUUCCCCGAUAAGCACACCAGAAAAAGUUAAAACAAAACCAAAAAAGAAAUUAUCUGACCAGACAGUGUCGAAAUUUGAAAAUGGAACAAAUAAAAAAAAUGAAAUCAACAAUGAAAUCUGUGCAAAUGUGUGCACAGAUGAUGAAAACUGUGCAAACAAAUGCACAGAUUUAAAAAAUAAAUUCACAGAUGAUGAAAAUAUGUGUAGAAGUUGCACAAAAAGAGUGAUUUGCCAUUGUUGUACUGUACCAAAGGGUAACACUGAAGAUACGGAGUUUCUAAAUGCUUUUGUCUCUGUCAGUGUUCAAGAGAAAGUUUUGCCGGCAUCAUUUCUGAAAGAUCGUCUAUCGGUUGAUAUAAUUUGCAAAUUCCUGUCGUCGAAAAUUAAGCUGAUGCAAGAACAAAUGGACAGACUUCAGAAUACCAUAGAGAAUAAGGCAUCGCAAUGCAAAAAUCACAUGACAAAAUUAGCCGAAUUGGAAGGUGAGAGAAUGUCUUUACUCACGAGAACGAAUAAUUUCAAGUCUACAGCGGGUGAUUUGAGGGCCAAAUGUGGCGUGUUGGAGGGUAAGCUUCAGGAAAAAGACAGACUUUAUAAGGAACAACGCGGCGAGGCAGACAAACUUACAAUUGAAUUGAAGAGAUUGAAAAAUAAUAACGCCAGCGUGGAAGCGAGAUGUGCGUCCCAUGAAGAAGUCAUUGACAAAUUGAAACAUCAAAUCGAAGAUGCCAAAAGGGCUGAGAAGGAAUUUCGAGAUUCCUCUCGCAGUCUCUCAGCGUCUCAUCAGAACGCCAUCUCUCGGCUGGAGGGUAGAAUUAAAUCGUUAACAACGCGCGUAGAAAAGCAGAAAGCAUUGAUAGAAAACUUGAGGAAACAGAACGCGUUGUUGGCAACAGAGGGCGCUCUAAAGGUUUUGGAGAGGGAAUAUAGUAACUUUUUAACGCAAGAUUAAGUGUAAUUUCGAUGUUUUUAU
Amyelois transitella is the source of this 1203-nucleotide messenger RNA. RefSeq names its product testis-expressed protein 9. NCBI's taxonomy places the organism in Eukaryota, Metazoa, Arthropoda, Insecta, Lepidoptera, Pyralidae. The record is from RefSeq and is a predicted model, not a curated record. The coding region runs from base 46 to 1182 and encodes 378 amino acids. The transcript has 6 exons.